Messenger RNA from [Torrubiella] hemipterigena, 1248 nucleotides. The record is from the annotation of a GenBank genome assembly. NCBI's taxonomy places the organism in Eukaryota, Fungi, Ascomycota, Sordariomycetes, Hypocreales, Clavicipitaceae.
AUGCCGCCCAACCCUAAACCUCCAGCUCCUUUUACUAACGCUGUGGGUAAGAUGGCCGGCGACCCUGCCUAUAACUGUACUGCCAAUGAUCCCUUUAAUGGCUGUGAUGACUCUUGGUCUACUAUCAUGACGGGCUCUGAGAAUAUCUUUAUCGCUGCCGCUGACUGCCAGAAGGCGCUGGUUCUUCUCAAGGACAAUGGAUCCAACGUGCGCUUUACGAAUCUAGUGACGAUUGGCGCCAAGUAUAUGGUGGUUAUGGAUGGUAAGGGCAUCGCUGCGGCCGACAACCUUAACGUCAAAGUACACCCAAGCUGGUCUCAGAUCAGCGUGUUGGACGUGGGCAAGGAUGGCCACACCAACUUUGAUGAAUACGUUUGGGUUGAUCCCAAGAUCUGGGACAUGGACCAGCGGCAGUUUACUUGCAUCCCGCCCUGUCGGGCCAAGAUUCCUCCAUGGACAGGCGCUACCAGCACUGUCAACUAUCCUUUGGUGACACUGAGCGAUGGGGCCUGGACAACGACGAUUACACAGCCUCCCAUCACCAUCACCGAGUGGGUGUUUGAGCCCGUCACCAUUGCCGCAAGCCAGAACAAGAAACGCGCUGUGGGUGACACGGUUUCGUUGCAGCCCACGUUGGCUACGACUCCCUUGUGGCCUGCAUUUCUCUACCGAGGAGCCAAUGGUGCCACAUCAACCGGCAGGGCUUCAGGGCCAUUCCCGACGCCUCCACCGCACAUCUGGGGUGGCGAUGCAUCUGCGCCGCCAGGCGGCAGUUGGCCAAAGGAUCGCCAUAUCAACGCUGUUUUGGGUACGAGAGACUUUCCCGUGGUGACCGAGUGCUUCUUUAGAGACUUCGAUGGAAAGUGUCUGGACAGGUGGCUUGGAAUUGGGGGAUCUGGAGACGGCAGUCCUCCCGAUGAGGAAAACAUGUUUGAUAUGACAGCUAGCCCACUACCCAAAACCAGCAGCACAACAACAAAGCCCGAAGCAACCACAUCCUACUACGAGCAGGGCCACGCUUCUACCAACAAAGGUCACUGCUACGACGAAGGUGAGCAGACGGAACGACCACUGACGACGCGGCCCAAGAUGUAUCCUUCGUUUGAAGAGAUGCGCAGUGAGAGGCAAGCAGUUGGCAUGUCUGAGGAGUUUAAGCGUCUCUGCUGGCCACUGAGCGGCACGUUCCCCUCUGCGCAAGCCGUUAUGCAGACGAUGCGCGGUGCCAAGGAAGCCAUGGAGCCACUGUAA